CAUGGACGUCGCCGCUUGAGCUUGACGUGACGGCAUUUGUUGUUGAUAUUUGUAGUUUUUUUGCAAAAAUGUGUGUAGAUUAGUUCGUAUUAUAAUUUUUCAAUGUAACAGAAAAUGGUAACGCUUGUUGACGAUUUAGAUUCUUUAACGUUACAGGAGCCUAUCUUCAAGGAUGUCAAGUAUUACAUCUCGGGCGAUGUUUCGAAAAAGAUUGUAUUGUUGCUGCAGUCAGGUGGUGCUGAAAACACUAAAUACUUCGGCGACUAUGUCACACAUUUAAUUUGUGGUCAAAAUGCGGCUGAUACGGAUUUAGAGGAGGCUCAGGAUAUUUACCAGAUUCCUGCUGUUACUGAGCACUGGGUCGUGGCCUGUGUGCGCCUCAAGAAGCUAGCGAACACUCGUUCGUACAGCCCUAACAAGAGCAAAAUAUUCCUCAAUGUCACUGCUUGUGUAGCGAAAGUUAGUCCCACUGAUGCCAAGACCAUAUUUGCACUGAUAACAUACUAUGGUGGCAGAGUUCAGCUGAACCUCGAUGCUCGUUGCACACAUUUGAUCUGUGGCUCUGCAUCAGGCCGGAAAUACAAAGUGCUUUCAGGUUUAAACUCAAAACUAAAGAUUGUGACCCCUGACUGGGUCCUAGAGAGUGUAAGGGCAAGAAUCCAAGCUGUCACAGAGGUAUUUCAUCCUAAACUACUUGUAGUGCCUCAGCCACCUCCAACUUUAAAAUUGAUGGAACCUCGUAUAAGUGCAAUCACAGGUUUUGACUUUGAGGAAGGCAUAGCAAAGAAUGAGGUACCUACUCAAAAUAUGUCUGAAAGUAAAGAUGACAGUACUCAAGCUCUUCUAGAUAAGUUAAAGCAGAGAAUGCCAUGGAAUCACCCUGCCUCUUCUGCGAAUGCUCCAACUCCUACAUCCUCUGCUCCGUCUAUGGGCUACACCAGCACAAGUCUGCCCACAUCUAAUAUCAUGAGUAAGUCUCUGCCUCAAGGUAUUGUGACUCAGAACUUACAGAUUCAAGGCAGCCAGGCCGGUAACAUACAGAUGAUGCAGAAGUUUGGACAAAACACCAUUGUGACUUCACAAGCAGGAAUGAGUUUGCAAACUCAACAGCCUACUUAUCAGGCUCACCAACAACAGUUGCAACAACAACAACAGCAACAGCAGCAGCAACAACAACAACAGCAGCAGCAGCAGCAACAACAACAAUCUCAGCAACAACAGUCUCUACAGCAACAACCCCAUGGCCUCACAGCCAUACAGAUCCAACAACAAAAGCUGUUGCAACAACACCAACAGCAACAUCAGCUCAGAAUGCAAAUGUUGCAGCAACACAACAAGAACAACCAACAAACACAACAGGGCUUCACACAGCAGACAGCUUCCACUUCACAAAUGGGCCAGAAUAUGUCAGGGCAAUUACAGCACUUGCAGAGCAACCAGCAUCAACAUGUGCAGUCUCAGAAUAUCAGCCAAAGCCCCAGCACCUCCAUGACGUCAGCCCAGCAGCAGAUUGAGAAUAUCAGCCAGAUGUUGAGUCAGAGUGCCAACAACUUGCAACAACAACAGCAACAACAACAACUGAACCAGUCAAAUAUGGUGAUGAAGCAAGGCCUCACACUCAGCCAGCAGAGUGCCUCACAAGCUGUCCAAAACAUUGCUCAGCAUCUAGCUCAGUCUACACAGAACUUCCGCGAGCAGAGCCUACAGAAAGCUCAAGCUCAAAUGAAUCAGGGCUUAGGACAAAGCAUUGGACAGCAGCAACUGCUUAGCGGGACAGGACAGCAACAAGGGAUGAUCCAACAACAAACCCUACAGUCCAUGACGGGGCAGCAACAGAACUUAAACAUGGGUGUGGUCAACCAGCAAGGAAUGGUCGCCUCUUCACAAGCACAACAAGGGCAGAACACAGUCCAACUGAACCAGUUAGUUGGUCAGUCUGGUCAGCAGACUGUCAUUGGUCAACAGAUACAGGGGGUUCAGCAAACUAUUCAGAGCCAACAGGGUGGCAAUGUGCAAGGUGCCUGGAGGCAGCAAAAUAUCCAAAUGGUUCAAAACAUCAACCAGAGCCAGCACCAAAUCAUUAGAAGCCCACUUGUACAGACUCGCAACCCUCAGAACCAAGUGAUUUUACAGCAGCAAAUCAUGCAAACUCAGCAUCAAGCAUUGAUAAACAACCAAUCACAGGCGAGCCCGCAACACUCCAUCCAACAGCAGCAGUCUCAGCAGAUCCUUCAACAAUCACUCAACCCCCAGGGCCAGACCAUUAGCCAGACUCACCACCAGAUCUUGGUCCAGAAGCAGCAAUUAUUGAGUGGUUCUGGCCAACAGCAGAUUGUCCAGCCACAGCAAGUGCUUAUAAACCAGCACACUGGGCAACAACAGAUCCUUGUCCAUGGGAAUCAACAAGUCACCCUACAAGGGAACCAGCAGAUAGUAUCACAGAGCCAGAUUGUGCACCAAGGGGGACAGAUAGUGAACCAGGGGCAGCAGAUAAUCACUCAAGGGACCCAGCAGGUUUUGUCCCAAGGCGGGCAGCAUGUGAUAACGCAGCAAGGGUCACAGCACCAAGUGGUGAUUGCUCAGCCAUCGCAGCAGGUGGUCAGUCAGGGCAGCCCGCAGAUCUUGCAACAAGGGGGGCAGGUGCCGGGCUCCCCGGUGCCCUCCGGGGGCAUCCAGCAGAUCAUCACACAUGGAGGUGGACAACAGAUUGUGUCCCCCGGCGGACAGCAGAUCGUGCAGGGACAGAAUGUGUCCUGGCAGCAGCAGUACUUGCAGAGACAGCAGAUUGGACAGCCUGGAACUGUUGGACCUAGGGUGUCGUGGAGCGGCGGCGGGCGCCAGCUCAUCCACCUGGACGCGCAAACUCACGCACAGCUGCAGCAGAUGGACCCGCAGCAGCGCGCCAUGUUCGUGGCGCAGCUGCAGAAGCGGCGCCAGCUGUCCAUGCAGCGGGCUGCUGCUAUUGCCAUGCAUCAGCAGCCCGGAGUGGCGGUGUCACCUGGCGCGCCGCCGGCCCCGCAGAGUGUGACCUUCAUCCGCAGCCAGCUGCCGCCGGGCCUCACGCAGCAGCAGCAGGUGCAGUGGCUCCAACAGCAGAGGGCGACUCCGCUGCCGGCCGCGGCUCCCGCGCAGCCGCCGCAGUCACCGGUGGGCGCGCAACCAGUGGGUUCGGACGCGCAGCUGCAACAGAUGCAGCUGCAGCGGCAGCAGCAGUUCCAGCGGCUGCAGCAGCUGCAGGCGCAGCGGGACCACGUGGCGCACCACCACGCCGCCGUCAAGCAGCAGGUGGCCCAGGGCGUGACUCAGCACGUGGUGGGCGCGGCGCUGGGCGACGGCGACGCGGCGCUGCUCACGCCCACCACGCCGGAUCAGGCUGCUGGUGGCGCUGUGCUAGUGAACCCGAAGACCAAGACGGCAUUAGCGAAUAUGCUGAGCAUCCGCCUGCAGGGGGGCAGCGCCGCGCCCGACCACGAGCCCUCCGCCGCCGGCACGCUCAGGUUGAUGACGGCGGCGCACGUGGCGGGCGGCGCGUCCCCCCGCCCCCCCGCGCGGCUCAUGCUCGGCCCCACCAUGCAUCCGCAGCACACGCACCAUCAGCCGGCAGCAGGUGCGGUCGGCAGCAAAGUCUACGCGGGCCCGGUGCGGCCGCCGCCCCCUAGAGCUCAGUUCUACGGACAUAAUCCUAACUUGAAGCUACCCCCGGAUCUGUUCCUGUUGGGGUGCGUGUUUCAUAUUGUGGAAUACCAGCAAGUGUGGGGCGCCGAGAAGGUCUCCCGAUGGACGGAGGCGAUCCAGCGUCGCGGCGGCGAAGUGGAGGCUUCGUACUGCGCACGCGUCACUCACGUGUUGUGUGAGACACAGAAACACGGCGUUGUCAUGCAGGCGCUACGCGACGCCAAGCGGUGUGUGACGGCCUACUGGCUGUCGGACUCGAUGCUGCGACGGACCGUGGCGCCGCCGUGGCAGGCCAUCCACCUGCCCACCAUGUAUGCCGCCAGGGACCGUCCGGCGCGCCACCACCGCGCCGCCAUAUCCGGCUGGCGGGGCGACGAGCGCGAGCGACUCACCUUCUGUCUACACCACGUGGGGGCUAAGCUAACCCCGUACAUGACUCGCGACAACACAGUCCUGAUCUGCAAGCGAGCUGAGGGCAACAAGUACCGGCGCGCACGCGAGUGGGGCGUGCCGGCCGUCAGCGCCGCCUGGCUGACGGACUUGCUGCUGGGCAACAUGAGCGCUAACAAGCAGAUCGAGAAUGCGAAGUAUCAGCAGUUCAACCUGGCGAAUCCGUUCCGUAUGGACUACAGCCUCGUGUCACAUCUCAUGAACGCAUGGAAGAUGCCCAUAAACAUCACGCAAGAAUCCCACGAGCGCGCCAAACGGGGGGCGCUAACAGCCGGGGGGCGGCGGGCCAAGCGCCCCCGGCUGGAGGAGCCGCCGCCCCCGCCGCUGCCGCAGCCCGCGCAGCCGCCGCCCCUGCACCUGGCGCCUCGGGUGCUGUUCUCGGCCAUACCGCAGCAUGAGCAGACUAAGCUGGCUACUAUUGUCAGGCAACUCGGCGGCCUCGUAGUGACGACCGCGGCAGAAGCCACGCACCUCAUCAUGGACAAGCUGGUCCGCACCUCCAAGCUCAUCAGCUGCCUCGUCACAGUCAAGUUCCUCCUCACCCCGGAGUGGAUCCUCGACAGCCAGAGGCAAUGCAAGUUCGCAGAUGAAGCCAAGCACGAGUUGCGCGAUGAGGCGUUCAACAAAAUGUACAAAUGUGACAUUUCUGAGGUCUUACUCUGUGGCGAACAACGAAGGAGGCUGUUUGAAGGCGUAACCUUCUUUCUCACGCCGUGUGUAAAACCUUCGCGCGCGUCCCUGACGGAGGUUAUCGAACUCUGUGGAGGAAAAGUCGAGAAGAAUCGACGAUCGUACGUUUCGAUUCAAGAAAUGCACACGCAAAAGCCGUAUAGUUAUUUGGUACUCAUAGCACCCAAUGAUCUGCAUUUAGUAUAUUAUUUGCUGCAAUCGGAGAAGACGUUGAAUGUGGUUUGCAGCGCGGAGGUAGUGCUGUCCGCGAUCAUGCGACAGAGAUUGGACAUCGAUGAGUUUUUAGUUAAAAUUAAUUAGUUUAAAUUUACAUGAAGUGAAAUGUAAUUUAAAUAUAGGUGAAGUAUAAAAAUAUUUUAUAAGGACAAUUUAACGUGACAUGCAACGAUUCUGAUUCUUUGAUUUUUAUUAUUUUUUCUUUGACGCUCGUAAUUUAUUUCAUGAAAUAUAUUUUUACAUUGUUUGCUAUAUUCAGCUCUUGUUAAUUUUGUUACAAUGAAUUUUCUUUUCAAUUUUAUAUGCAUUGAAGUUGUUAUAAGUAAGAAAUGUAUUCCGUUUUCAAAUUGAUAUACAAUUUAAAGAAAAGUAUCAAUAUGUGUUAGUAUUUUUCUAUGAAUUUAAAAUGAAACUUUAUCUUAUUGUAAAAUGAACCAUCUGCUAGAUGUACUGAGAUGGCCUGGACCAUUUACAUUAAUGUUUGUAAAUAUCUGAUGAAAUAAACACUUUAUUAAAGUAACUAA
This is a messenger RNA of Plutella xylostella (diamondback moth), 5555 nucleotides long. The record is from RefSeq and is a predicted model, not a curated record. NCBI's taxonomy places the organism in Eukaryota, Metazoa, Arthropoda, Insecta, Lepidoptera, Plutellidae.